AUGGUGGAUUGGGCGUGGGGCUUAUGUCUGUGCCUGACGGCAAUCAUCACCGUCACUGCUCAGCAGACGGGCCAACAUUCAGACUGGCCGCGAUGGUGUGGGACUGUUUAUCAGCCGCGCUAUCCGCAUUUUGACCCCGGCGGCCAGACACUGCCUCCCACUCCGGCCCCCGGUGCACCGCUCCUCCACGUUCAGUCCCAGCCACGAUACAGCCUCUACCUCGACAGCGAGCAGUACGACGAGUUCAUCGUCAAUGCCGGGAUGUCCAAAACACCAUCCGUCAACACCACAGGCGGCCUCUUUCGCUUUCCACUAACCCUUCUCAAACCAGCUCUCUCCCCAAUCCGCGUCGUCAUCUACGGCGCCCCCAAGAAUGGCACGCCAACCUUCUUCACCGUGGCCACCACCCUCCUCUACCUCUUAUACAAGCCCACCGGCAGCGUGACCCGAAUUGACAACCUGCACGGCUGCCUCUACUUCAGCAGUUCCCUGAUCAACCCCACCUUCGCCCCGUUCUUCCCUUACGGCUUCUACGCCUCGCACGACAACUUUCUCCGCCUCAACGACACCUCCGUGAUCGACGCCUACUCCGCCCUCGGCUUCAAUGCCAUGACGCCCCUGACCACCUUCGACGACUCGUCUUACAUCGUCACCUACCUCUCCACCUCGGCCCAGCGCCGCCUCCUCCGCUUCAUGUACAGCCUGCGCGAGGGCUACAAGAACCUCUCCUACGUCCGAGCCAACAUCCUCGCCGCUCACGACGCGCCGGCAGGCCUCUUCGCCUACUGGAGCGCCGACGAGCCCGACGGGUGGCAGGAGGAACCCUUCCUCUCGCCACAGCAAGCCUACGGCACGAUCCGCGCUGUCGACCCGUACCGCCCCGUCUCGUGCAACGCCACCUACGGCGAGUGCGUGUGCGAUAACUGUGAGGGGACGGUUUGGGACGUGACGGUCGUGUUCAACCCGCAGAGUUUUCACGGCGAGGGUUACUGGCUGGGGGAUCCCAGCGUCGAGGAGAGCUUGAUCAUGGUGUCGUUGGCUGUGAACGAUGGCGCCAAGGGGGUCAUUUCGUGGGUGUGGCCUACUAGCGAGGUGCUGGCGGUGGCGCAUGGGAGGUCGGCUGGGAUGCUGGCGGGGAAUGAAGUGGUGGGGUUCGUUGUGGUAGAUGCUGCGGGCUGGGCCGUGGCUGGGAAGAUGCUGGUGAGCGUGGUGAAUGGGGGUUAUGUGGACAUUGAAGGGGGAGUGACAGUGCUGGUGCCAAACGCAACGAUUAUUGAGAGCACCCCAUGGGGCAGUGUGCGGUGGAAGCUAGAGGCCGGCAAAUUGUCGGUUCCGCUGCUGCCGGCACUGGCCACCAAUUUGGUGAUAAUGGACCUAGGGGGUUGA
Parathielavia appendiculata is the source of this 1386-nucleotide messenger RNA. RefSeq lists its product as uncharacterized. Bases 1 to 1386 code for a protein of 461 amino acids. Lineage: Eukaryota; Fungi; Ascomycota; Sordariomycetes; Sordariales; Chaetomiaceae. The record is from RefSeq and is a predicted model, not a curated record. The transcript has 6 exons.